AGCCAACCCUGGUGUUCCAGAAAGUCUACACUGGAGUUCCAAAGGACGGGAGAAGGAAGCAAUUGGUGAACACAGCGAUAUCGGGAACAAGGACGACCAGGUUCUCCAAAUACCUGUAACAAAGUUUCCGUUUUCUUUUUUUUUUCCUGUUCUCUCUUUGCAACUCCAGAGACUAGUCCAUCAUCACCAACAUGGCCUGCCGACAUCGGUCCUCGACGACAACCCUCGCCAGACUGGCCAAGCCAGCAAGACUCACUCCCAGACUGAGCACUCAGCCCCAGCUUCAGUCCCAGGUUGCGUCGGCGGCCCGGUGCUUCAGCAGCUCUCGCCCCCGCCAGCUCAAAGAGACUAGAUGCCAGCAGGGCAAGUUCACCAGCGAGACCUACCCUGAACUCAAGAGGGAUCCUCGCUAUGGCCAGGUCACCAAGGAACAUGUCGACUAUUUCAAGGGUCUUUUGGGCACCGAGUCUGCUGUCAUUGAUGGCGUGACCAACGAGAACGCCACCGAUGAUAUCGAGCCCUUCAACAGCGAUUGGAUGCGCAAGUAUCGUGGCCACUGCAGACUCGUCCUCAAGCCAAGCUCGACUGAGGAGGUCAGCAAGAUCCUCAAGUACUGCAAUGACAACAAGCUGGCUGUCGUCCCCCAGGGCGGCAACACUGGCCUCGUCGGUGGCUCCGUCCCCGUGUUCGAUGAGAUUGUCCUCAACAUGGGUCGUAUGAACAACAUCAUCGAGUUCGACGAGGUUUCCGGUAUCCUGACUGUCGAGGCUGGUGCCAUUCUCGAGGUUGUUGACCAGUUCCUGGCCAGCAAGGGCUACAUCUUCCCCUUGGAUCUCGGUGCCAAGGGUUCGUGCCAUAUUGGAGGCAACCUCUCAACCAACGCCGGUGGUCUCCGUCUCUUGAGGUACGGAAGCUUGCACGGAACGACUCUCGGUAUCGAGGCUGUCCUUCCUGAUGGUACCGUUGUCGAUGAUCUCUGCAAGUUGCGCAAGAACAACACUGGCUACGAUCUCAAGCAGCUCUUUAUUGGCUCUGAGGGCACUAUUGGUGUCAUUACCAAGGCUGUCAUCCAGUGCCCCCAGCGUCCCAAGGCUCAGAACGUCGCCCUGUUCGGUCUUGAGUCCUACGAGGCUGCCCAACAGGCCUUCCGUGAGGCCAAGGGUCACUUGUCCGAGAUUCUCUCUGCUUUCGAGCUCAUGGACGCCGGCAGCCAGGCUCUUGUGCGCCAAGUAACCAAGAAGAACUCGCCUCUCGAGGGCGAGUACCCCUUCUACUGCUUGAUCGAAACCAGCGGAUCCAACUCCGAUCACGAUGGUGAGAAGCUCCAGACCUUCCUUGAGGACGUCAUGGAGAAGGGUAUCGUUGUCGACGGCACUCUUGCCCAGGACGAGACCCAGGUCAAGGCUCUUUGGAGCUGGCGUGAAGGCAUCACGGAAGCCCUUGGUCACCUUGGUGGUGUGUACAAGUACGAUGUCUCUAUCCCUCUCCCUGAGAUGUACCAGCUUGUCGAGGACACCAAGGCCCGCGUUGAGGAGGCCGGCCUCCUCGGUGACACGGAUGAGCACCCGGUGCGUGCUGUUGUAGGAUACGGACACAUGGGCGACUCCAACCUUCACCUUAACGUGUCUACCCGUCGCUUCGACGAGCGGGUGGAAAAGGUUCUUGAGCCUUUCGUCUACGAGUGGAUCUCCAAGCGCCAGGGCAGCAUCAGCGCCGAACACGGUCUUGGCCUCGCCAAGAAGAAGUACAUUGGGUACAGCCGUACUCCCACCAUGGUCGGGUUGAUGAAGCAGCUCAAGGACCUCUAUGACCCGAACGCCAUCUUGAACCCUUACAAGUAUAUCUAAAAGGCCCACACCUUUAUUCAUCUUGGAUAAAACAUUCUUUCUUCCAGAUCCUGUAUAUAUGCGGCGCUGACUUGCUCGACUCCACCUGGACGGAUUCUCUCCUGUCCAACAUACCCUUCAGGCGUCAGAGCGGGUUCGGGCCGGUGAUACCACUUCGAAUUGUAUUCCCCCUGAUCCUUGUUUAUCCGCCUUGAAGCCAUCUCCUUUCGUUCUUUCAGGUUAGCUUGGUGAUAAUGAUGGACGUUUAUUGCAGUCAAUCAUGUCGCCAACGACCGCCCAUCACUGCAGCUUCUCUCGAACUGUGUAGUCGGUGCUCCCGAAGGCGUAGUCGUUGGCUUGGUCAGCUGAUUGGCCGCAGAGCGAGUGGUGAGCAAAGCACCACAUCACACAUCUCAGCGAACGAGAAUCGCCGCCAGGCUUCAAAACACCGGACAGUCACCAUUGACGACACCAGUCCUCGUACACUAUAUACCUGUUUCCGCUUAGUGGCCAAUCACAAGCCGGCAUUCCUCUUACAUACCACCUUCCAUGCCAUUCCGUCUGACCAGCCCCAUCCGUCAGCCCGUAUGCUGCCUGCCUAUCCCAGUUGCCGAACCCCUGUGGGCUGAUUUCUCCUUAGAUGCAGCCCUACAGAGCCCCCUUCGAGCCAUUGUUAUACUUACAAGUAGUUGCUGGGCCAAAAGCCACAUCUGGGGGCUUGUUGCCGCUCUUGCAUCGAAGACAAAUGACUCGUUGCUGCCGACCGAGAACUACAUGCUUGGUUAACCGUUGCUGCCAUGCCAUCCAUAUAUGUGAUCCUACAUGCCAUCUGUCCCGGGUCCCCCCACCCCCCAUCUCAUCGAGCACACUCUAUGGGAAGGCUUAC
Molecule: messenger RNA, 2712 nt
Organism: Neurospora crassa OR74A
Lineage: Eukaryota; Fungi; Ascomycota; Sordariomycetes; Sordariales; Sordariaceae
Product: D-lactate dehydrogenase 2
Exons: 2
Coding region: 192-1847 (551 amino acids)
Cellular component (GO): mitochondrion
Molecular function (GO): catalytic activity; FAD binding
Source: RefSeq, a predicted model, not a curated record